AUGCUCUCCGAGCCGCGAUGGAAGGAGGCGCAGAGUAACGAGAUCGACCUGCGGUCGGAUCCUCACGCCGACGUCCGCUCCUUCAGCGCCAUCCUGACCUUCUUCUUGUCCGAGACCUUCCUGGCGCGGGGAGAUGAGGUCCUGGCAUUCGCCGUGCGACGCCUGGCCGACCGCUACGGCCUCAAGGAGCUCCUGGUGAAGGCGGAGAGCGAGCUGGAAAACCUGCUUUGCGCCGACAACGUGCUCAAGUUCUUGGGGCAGGUUACCGGCACGGGCGGGCUGCUAGAGAUGGCCUGCCUCGACAUGAUCAAGGCCAACGGCUGCGAGCUGUUGGACCAACAGCAGGAGAACCUGGACCGCAUCGCUGAGGAGAACCCUGAACUCGUAAAGCAGCUCUUCCGACUGCUUCUUGCAGCGAAGUCUCACAAGAAGCGGUUGAAGUUUGGUCUUCAGGGGGAAGUUCAUGCCUCCCACGGCCCGGGUCCCAAGGGUGCGCUGCUUGAGAAGUUCAAGAAGGGUCAAGAAAUGCUGGAAAUUCAAGACCCAAGAGACGCUGCAAUCCAGCAGCUGCUCGCAGAGAGCACCGACGCCGAUGGUCCGUCUUUGCUAGGACGCCUCUGCUGGUGCCAGACAGCACCGAUACCCAGGCCGCCAUCCGCCAUCGAAGACAUCGACGCGGUGCGCAACCUCGUCGGCGUCACGCUGCAGGCUGGGUCGCACGCGACUGCAGGCUCCCUGGAGAUUCUUCGCUGGGCUCGGUUCGAUGCUGAGACGCGGACCUUGACAGCCACGGGAUUUGGAGGAUGGAAACAACCCUGGUACACUGGAGCCUGGACCGAGCCGGCCGGCGAUCCCAUCUGGUGCUUCUUGCUGUGGCUCGCCCGCGUGGGAAAUGCCACCUACGAGUUCCGCUUCUCUGAAGAUUUCCAGCGUGCCGACAUCAUCCCAAAGGGCAACCUCGGGAUCUUCUGCUGCUGCUGCUGUCCCUGUAUCCCUCCAUGGUUCGAAAUUCCAAGCUGCCUGACGCGAAACUACAUGGUCCAAGCCGACUCUUCUAUCAAGGGCGACCAUUGGGAACGCUUUCAAGGAAACUGCUGCCAGACGCCGACUUUUUACUACGACAUUUACACCGUCUACGACCGGGAGGGCAAAGAGACGCGCUGGAGCCACCUGGCACGGGAGCAAGCUCCCGCACAGGUGAUGAUGACCAUCUGA
Molecule: messenger RNA, 1215 nt
Organism: Symbiodinium natans
Lineage: Eukaryota; Dinophyceae; Suessiales; Symbiodiniaceae
Source: the annotation of a GenBank genome assembly